UCCUUUAUAGCUGCGUUGCGACAGAGACGGAGACAUGAAUGUAGAAAAUAAUCAUACGGCAGAAACAGAGAGGGAGCAAACGACGGACGGCAACGAGACGAUCACCAUCCAGACAACACUAGGAGAUGAAGAUGAAGAUGUGCACAAAUGUGGACGCUGUCAGACCGAGUUCUCCACGCUGGAGGCUUUCAUCCAGCACAAGCUGCAACAAAACUGCAAACGCGUGGAGGCCAACCAAGAGGUUACUGCAGCAAAUGGAAGUUCUUCUUCAGAGGUGAAAACAGCUAAAGGUGCAUCCUCAGAUGAGCGAGUGAAGAUCACUAACGAUGAAAGCAGUGGUACUUUUGGCAGAGGUAGCAGGAAGAAAAUAGUUUCACCCAAAGUCAAUGACCAAUCCGAUGGGACGGAAGGAUCCUUAUCGGACAAUGCUGAGAGUGACAAGUCUGUUGUUUACAAAGUUAACCAGGAGGGACGCUACAUUUGCCAACUUUGUGACAAGACAUUUAAAACUACCAACAUCUUGAGAACUCAUAUGAAAACUCACAGUGACCAGAAGAACUUCUCAUGUGACCUAUGUGGAACCUCCUUUCGCACAAAAGGCUCCCUGAUUCGUCACAAUCGUCGUCACACUGAUGAGCGGCCGUAUCGCUGUACCCUUUGUGGCCAGUCUUUCAGAGAGUCCGGUGCCCUCACAAGACAUCUAAAGGCCCUCACACCCUGCACAGAAAAGAUCCGCUUUGUUCAGUACAAGGAGAUCUUAGUCAGCAAAGAUGGUAUACAAAAAGGAGUCGAUGAUGCAGUGGCAGGCCAGCAGCAUGAAGUGGUGGUUUUGGAGCGUCAGCCAGAGGAGGAAGAGGUGGAGGAAGAGGGGAUGGUAGAGGCUCAGACUGCUGUGGUCAGUGUGGUAGAGGCUGGUUCCCACGAGGUCCUCCAUCAGGUCCACUUCACAAUGGAGGUGAAUGGAACAACGCUGGAGCAACAGGUUGUAGUAGAUCAGUCUCAAGCUGAAGCGCUGGCCGCGGCUGCAGCAGCUGGAGGCAACCUCAUCUGCCAGGCCAUCAUCAACUCUGGCAUCGCCCUGGAGACAGAGGAGGGCGUGGAGGAGGGCGUGGAGGAAGCCGUGGAGGAAGCCGUGGAGGAAGCCGUGGAGGAAGCCGUGGUCGAGGAGACCUCGGAGGCAACGGAGGAGAUGGAUAAAGAGCAUUCUGACUGUCCUGAUGAGGAUGAAAAUUUCACUGAGAUCCAUAUUAAAGAAGAGUUUGAAAUGGAAACAGAGGAAGCAGGAGAUGGACAAACAUCUUCAAAAACACACAAGUGUCCACACUGUAGUCGCUCUUUCAAGGGACUGAAUUAUUUCCGCUUUCAUGUCAAGGGCCAUUUGGGUUACAAGCCUUUUAAGUGCACGCUUUGUCACAAAGAGUUUCUAACUGGUUACCUGCUAAAGAAACACAUGGAAGUCCAUGUCAGUGAGAGGAGGUACAAGUGUGGGGAAUGUGGCAAGCUAUACAAAACCAUUGGGCAUGUACGUGAGCACAUGAGGGCCCACUCUGAUGAAAGACCCUACCGCUGUUCCAGGUGCAACAAGGGGUACAAGACCAAGAAUGCCUUACAGGUGCAUCAGCGGACCCACGGUGAUGAGAAACCUUAUGUGUGUCAGUUCUGCUUACGAGGCUUCAGGGAGAAGGGUUCGUUAGUGCGACACAUCCGCCAUCACACCGGAGAGAAGCCUUUCAAGUGCCCAAAGUGCAGCCGAGGCUUUGCUGAGCACGGGACUCUGAAUCGGCAUAUGCGUGCGAAAGGAGGCUGCCAGAAGGACGGUUGCGGUGAGCAGCAGGAAGUGGAAACGGAGGAGCAGGCGUCGGUGAACAGCCUCGCUACGGCAGCCAUCAUCUCAGAGGAUCCUCAUGCCGUCCUGGUGGAGUUCUCCUCAAUGGUGGCCGACACACAGGAGUACAUCGUCAAGACUCAAACAGAGGAAGACGUGCAAGAAGAAGAGGUAACACUCUUUCAAGACAGCCAAAAUGAGAUGGGAAACACCAUCAUGAAAGUGGUGCAGCGAAUAGUCAGCCAAUCGCAGGCCGCCGGCAACACGGGCAGCCACCAGAUCAUCGUGCGCAACAUGGCGAUGGACGAGGAGGGCGCCUCCAUCUCUGACUGCGGGGACACCAUCACCAUCGCUACACCAGAGAGCCUGACGGAGCAGGUGGCCAUGACGCUGGCCUCAGCCAUCAGUGACGGCACGCUACUGGCCACGACGGGUACCGUGGAGACGGCAGAUGGGACAGUAACUAUGCUGACAACUGAAGAGACAGUGGAGGAGGGAAUACACAUGGUGCAGCAGCAAGAGGAAUACGUCAUCACAUCCCCAGAGGAGGUGGAGAUACAGACUGUCAUUGUAUGAUCCACGGGGUUACUGACUAUGGACUGAUACAUUUGGCUGGACUUUCCCUGUAGCCGAGAACUGUGUAGAGUUUAUGUAAGCUCAUGUGUGAGAUUUGAUAACUUAACAAAGGCCAAAGUGUUUCUAAAGUUUAUAGCUACAUAAUUAGAACAAAAGAUGUGAAACCUAAAGAAUGAGUGGGCAUGAGGACUAUCAUGUUUUAGUUUUUGUUCAUUUAUUUAAUUGCACUGCAUUCAGUAUGCCUCCUAUUUUGUUUAGGUGCAUAUCUCUUGUUAGGUGGUACAAACUGAACAUUCUUUGCCUUUAAUCUUUGUUCCUGUAGCCUGGUCUCCUUUAUUUGCUGCAGUCAAAAAAUGAAAUUUCUUUGUAUUUUAAUACCUAAAUCGGCAUCAUUCCGCAGUGUUUCUGCUCUCAGAUGUUCUUUUCACCUUCAAAUUGAAAUGUGAUGCCUUUUUGAAGACGGACCGAUCAACAACUGUGGCGUGUGCCUGCCUGUUUAAGGCCAUUUAAGGAGACCAUUAACCUCCCAUAGUGCAGUGUUAAAGCAUAAUGCAUCUUUAAGCAUGACAGAUACACCAGAAACUAACAUUUGGUCCGUUUACUCGAGCAGAGUUUGCAUCAAAUAAAUGCUAUUUUCUUAUAAA
Messenger RNA from Trematomus bernacchii (emerald rockcod), 3045 nucleotides. RefSeq names its product E4F transcription factor 1 (gene e4f1). Gene Ontology annotation, molecular function: RNA polymerase II cis-regulatory region sequence-specific DNA binding; DNA-binding transcription factor activity, RNA polymerase II-specific. Lineage: Eukaryota; Metazoa; Chordata; Actinopteri; Perciformes; Nototheniidae. The coding region runs from base 35 to 2401 and encodes 788 amino acids. The transcript is spliced from 14 exons. Gene Ontology annotation, cellular component: nucleus. Gene Ontology annotation, biological process: regulation of transcription by RNA polymerase II. The record is from RefSeq and is a predicted model, not a curated record.